Messenger RNA from Rhea pennata, 5638 nucleotides. RefSeq names its product insulin degrading enzyme (gene IDE). The record is from RefSeq and is a predicted model, not a curated record. The transcript has 25 exons. NCBI's taxonomy places the organism in Eukaryota, Metazoa, Chordata, Aves, Rheiformes, Rheidae. Bases 131 to 3067 code for a protein of 978 amino acids. Gene Ontology annotation, biological process: peptide catabolic process; hormone catabolic process; amyloid-beta metabolic process. Gene Ontology annotation, cellular component: peroxisomal matrix; cytosol; mitochondrion. Gene Ontology annotation, molecular function: metalloendopeptidase activity; metal ion binding.
CGCCGCCGCCGCCGCCUCCGCCUCCUCCCAGAGGCCCGCGGCCCCCUGCCCAGCCGCCGCCGCCGCAGCGCUCCCCGCCGCAGAGGCAGGCUCCGGCGCCGCCAGGCUUCGGAAGGAGACAAGUAACAAAAUGAACAGUCUAGCUAUUAAGAGAAUAACAAAUGAAAUUAUCAAAUCACCUGAGGAUAAGCGAGAAUAUCGUGGACUGGAAUUGGCAAAUGGCAUUAAAGCACUUCUCAUCAGCGACCCCACCACAGAUAAGUCUUCAGCAGCACUUGAUGUACACAUAGGGUCCUUGUCUGAUCCCCCCAACAUUGCUGGGCUUAGUCAUUUUUGUGAGCAUAUGCUGUUCUUGGGAACAAAGAAAUACCCAAAAGAGAAUGAGUACAGCCAGUUUCUUAGCGAGCAUGCGGGGAGCUCAAAUGCUUUCACGAGCGGAGAGCACACCAACUAUUACUUUGAUGUGUCACAUGAACAUCUAGAGGGUGCACUGGACAGAUUUGCCCAGUUUUUCCUGUGCCCUUUGUUUGAUGAGAGCUGCAAAGACAGGGAAGUGAAUGCAGUUGAUUCUGAGCAUGAGAAGAAUCUAAUGAAUGAUGCCUGGAGGUUGUUUCAAUUGGAGAAGGCUACUGGAAACCCCAAUCAUCCCUUCAGUAAAUUUGGAACAGGGAACAAAUUCACCCUGGAAACAAGACCAACCAAAGAAGGAAUAGAUGUAAGACAAGAGCUAUUGAAGUUCCAUUCUACUUACUAUUCUUCAAAUUUAAUGGCUAUUUGUGUUUUAGGAAGAGAAUCCUUGGAUGAGCUGACUAGCUUGGUGGUGAAGUUAUUUUCAGAAGUAGAGAACAAAAAUGUCCCUAUACCAGAGUUUCCUGAACAUCCUUUUCAAGAAGAACAUCUCCGGCAACUUUAUAAAGUGGUACCUAUUAAGGACAUUAGAAAUCUUUAUGUCACGUUUCCUAUACCAGACCUUCAGAAAUACUACAAAUCAAACCCUGGUCAUUACCUUGGUCAUUUGAUUGGGCAUGAAGGCCCAGGAAGUCUUUUAUCAGAGCUUAAAGCCAAAGGCUGGGUAAAUACUCUAGUUGGAGGACAGAAGGAAGGUGCUAGAGGUUUCAUGUUUUUCAUCAUUAAUGUGGACUUGACAGAGGAAGGACUUUUGCACGUUGAAGAUAUUAUUUUGCACAUGUUUCAAUAUAUUCAAAAACUACGUACAGAAGGACCUCAGGAGUGGGUUUUCCAAGAGUGCAAGGAUCUAAAUGCUGUGGCUUUCAGAUUUAAAGAUAAAGAACGACCACGAGGUUAUACAUCAAAGCUUGGAGGAAUGUUGCAUUAUUAUCCUAUAGAAGAAGUAUUGGCUGCUGAAUAUUUGCUUGAAGAAUUCAGGCCUGAUUUAAUAGAGAUGGUACUAGAUAAACUGAGACCAGAAAAUGUUCGAGUUGCAAUAGUUUCUAAGUCUUUUGAAGGAAAAACUGAUCGAACAGAAGAUUGGUAUGGAACACAAUACAAGCAAGAAACAAUUUCUGAUGAAGUCAUUAAGAAAUGGCAAAAUGCUGACCUGAAUGGGAAAUUCAAGCUUCCGAUGAAAAAUGAGUUCAUUCCUACUAACUUUGAGAUUUUGCCAUUGGAAAAAGAUGCAACACAAUACCCAGCCCUUGUCAAAGACACUGCUAUGAGCAAACUAUGGUUCAAGCAAGAUGACAAAUUUUUUUUGCCAAAAGCUUGUCUCAACUUUGAGUUUUUCAGUCGCUACAUUUAUGCUGAUCCUCUCCAUUGCAACAUGACAUACCUGUUUAUCAGGUUAUUGAAGGAUGAUUUAAAAGAGUAUACAUAUGCAGCACGCCUCUCAGGUUUGAUCUAUGGCAUUGCAUCAGGAAUGAAUGCAAUACUUCUUUCUGUAAAAGGUUAUAAUGACAAGCAACAUAUCUUGCUCAAGAAGAUUAUUGAGAAAAUGGCUACUUUUGAGAUUGAUGAGAAAAGAUUUGAAAUUAUCAAGGAAGCGUACAUGAGAUCACUUAACAACUUCAGGGCAGAACAGCCUCAUCAACAUGCAAUGUAUUAUCUCCGACUCCUGAUGACAGAAGUUGCUUGGACCAAAGAUGAGUUAAAAGAAGCUCUGGACGAUGUCACUCUUCCCCGCCUCAAGGCCUUUAUAUCUCAACUGUUGUCACGGUUACACAUUGAAGCUCUUCUCCAUGGCAAUAUAACAAAACAGGCUGCUUUGGGAAUUAUGCAGAUGGUUGAGGAUACUCUCAUUGAGCACGCUCAUACAAAGCCUCUUCUUCCCAGUCAGCUAGUGAGAUACAGAGAAGUGCAACUUCCUGAUAGAGGUUGGUUUGUCUAUCAACAGAGAAAUGAAGUUCAUAACAAUUGUGGAAUUGAAAUAUAUUACCAGACAGAUAUGCAGAGCACCUCUGAGAAUAUGUUUUUGGAGCUCUUUUGUCAAAUUAUCUCAGAACCAUGCUUCAAUACUUUGCGCACCAAGGAACAAUUAGGUUAUAUUGUGUUCAGUGGUCCACGUCGGGCAAAUGGCGUACAAGGACUACGAUUUAUUAUCCAAUCUGAAAAGCCACCACACUAUUUAGAAAGCAGAGUUGAAGCAUUCUUAAAAACUAUGGAAAAGUGCAUAGAAGAUAUGUCGGAAGAGGCCUUCCAAAAACACAUCCAAGCUUUAGCAAUUCGUCGUCUAGACAAACCAAAGAAGUUGUCUGCAGAAUGUGCUAAAUACUGGGGAGAAAUAAUUUCCCAGCAGUAUAACUUUGACAGAGAUAACAUUGAAGUGGCUUAUCUAAAGACCCUGACCAAGGAUGAUAUCAUACAAUUCUACAAGGUGCUGUUAGCAAUAGAUGCUCCCAGAAGACACAAAGUAUCAGUACAUGUCCUUGCAAGGGAAAUGGAUUCCUGCCCUGUUGUUGGAGAAUUUCCAUGCCAAAAUGAUGUGAACCUGGCGCCAGCACCACCACUACCACAGCCAAGCGUGAUUGAAAAUAUGACAGAAUUCAAGCGCAGUCUGCCACUCUUUCCACUGGUGAAACCACAUAUCAAUUUCAUGGCUGCAAAACUGUGAAGAACCCCCAAUGGAUGAAGAAAUGCAAAUGAUUAGUACUGACAUGGUUUUAAGGGAUUUCAUGAUGAACAAAAUUAUUAAAGAUUAUUAGGAUAAAUGGUUCUGUGCAUUAUGCAAAUCCCAAAUAUGUUCUUGGUUCAUUCAACAUUAACUGUGUGUUAGGGUUAGAGAGUAUAGAAAAAUCGGUUGUGGUCACGUGUCAUUUAUAUUAAAGAAAACCUGUUGAAAACCAAAAUCAACUGAAACUAUAAAAAACUUGUAGAUGCAGUAUAUUUUUAAAAUAGUAUAUCCCUUUAAGUUUUCAUUUUGAUAAAAGAAGCCUCCAGAAUAAAAAAUUCUGCUUAUAAUAUCCCUAUCAUUCCUGAAAAACACUAUUUAGUAGCCCAAUAAUAAUCUUAUUGGGGGGCAAAAGGAGGAGAAAAGUAGGUCCUUUGGAGUUUGGGGUCAACAGUUUUUCAUAAAAAGAGACACUUUCACAUUUUUGAAAAGUGACAUGUUGAAUGAUACUUUUUUAAUUGAUCCUUAGUGUAAUCAACAUAUUUUCUAUUUAAGUUUUAUGAAGACCAAUGGGAGAGAAAAGGAAAUUUGACAACACAGUAAUAAGUGAGGGAAUUGUCUUAACAAGGGUAACUGAGAUACUGGCAUGAUUUUAAUCUUUCUAUACAAACUUUGAGAUAUUUUAUAUUCAAACUGGUAAAAUGCUGGAAACGCUUUGUUAGUCCAUCUGAUUUCUGUUACCAGAAGUGUUGUCCUAGUCUCUUGAUGUUGUAAACAUCCUGUUCAGUUUGUCAGGGUUACUCUGAGCUGCUGCCAUUUGGUAUAUAAAAUACUUUAUUUGAUGUCAUUCUUAUUUUCCGUUGCUCAUACAUUAUGAAAGUUCUCCAUCAGUACAUUUUGCCUUUUCUAUUAGGUCUCAGCCAGCAAAGCACUUACUAGUGCAAAUAACUUUACGCGUGCUUUAGUUCUUAAGAACAGAUGAAGUCAAAUACAGGGCCCUUUAGUGAAUCAGUGGGGUUCUUGGGGUGCGUCUGUACGGGCCCCGUUUGCCCCUGCAGCAGGCGCUGGAGACGCUGCAGUCCCCCCUGGCUGGCGGUACUGCUGCAGCACGGUACUUGCUUCAGGUUACAUCACAAGAUGUUGGUUCCCAGUUCUUUUAAGAAGGCUGUGCGAAACGGAGGAGGAUCAAGAAUUAUGCUGAAAUAUUAUAUACCUAUAUAUUUCAUAAUUUAGUAAAAAUGGUAAAACAAUACAUUAUGUCUCGUCUUCACUGAGCUGCUCACUUCUGCAGAUUAUUGUUCUGCUUGAGACAGCAAAUCAGGAUAAAGUCUUCAAAUAGAAACAGGUAAGGGGGCAUCUAAGUAAUUAAUAACCUCUUUUACAUAUUAAUGCAUAUAAUUAAGUGUCAUUAUUCAGACAGGGCAGGAUAUGCAAAGUACUGAAGAUAUAAAACGUGCUCAUGUGAGCCCUUGCUACCAGCAGUGUUGCUGAGAGUUUGCCUUCUAUUAAAAGAACCUGAAACUAAGCGCCCAGAUCCUACGUGCAUGUUGUGUUACCUCCAGAUCCUGAUAUCUUCCGUAGGGCUGUUCUUGUCAUUCAAAUCAGUAUUCUCAAUUAAACUGAUCCUGAAGCCAAUUUAAAUGGGCACUUGACAGGAUUAGGGCUUUACUUUGUUUUUUAACAAGAGUCUGUUUUAACUGAGUAAAUACAGUGCAUUUAAAAAUUGUUUCAAAGGCUUGAAACAAUUGAACAGCUCUCUAAUAAAUUUGAUGCUAGUUUGUGAUGUAACCUGUUGUCAGUGAAGGCCACUAACAUCUUUUGUAGCCUAAGGAAAAAAAUAUAGUAUAAACAAAAACAGUAUUGGGGUCUCUGCUCACCACAUUUUUCAUGGAUCCUUUACAUGUAAUGGGCUUUUUACUCUCUAGCAUUUGCUUUUGUUUAUAAUUUUCUUUUAGUAAAAAUGUUUGUAUUAUAUAUAUAUUAAAGGUUUUGACAACAUAUUAUAAAAAUAUAUAUUUUGGGGCUUAGUAUUUAAACAUACCACUCUUAUGGUGAAUAAAAUGCUCAGUCAUGUGUAAAAAUAAAUAUAUAUAUAUUCAUGAAAGUACGAUAAACUCUAAUUUUAACAAAUUAUAAGAAUAAAUUGGAAGAACGGUGUAUUUAACACAAACUCACAAAUCGUGUUUUCCAGAGGAAAAAUGUAGAAUUUUAAAAUUCUGUGAGUGGAUGUGGAAACCCAUGUUUUACUUGCUUUUAAGUGUUCUCCAGCAUUUUACUGUUUCUGAGUUUGAUAUAGCAGUAAAUUUUGAUAAACUCAGGCAUACUAAUGGGUUCAUUUUAAUGGAUCCAAAGCUGCAGUGUCUCCAAGCAAUAAAAAAAAUACCUAGAAUACACUGUAAGUCAAUUUUAGUGCUUGUUAAUUAGUUUAUGUAAGAAACCAUAAAUUAUUAUUACAUAACUGUAAUUUUUGCAAGUGCUAUUUUGAGCAGUUUAUGUGGAAUUGGGUGCAUGUGACACAGCCAGUAUGACAGAGUGCUAGAGUUAUUCUGUUUACAAUAAACAAUCUGAAUUUAA